ACCCUUUCCAAGAAUUAUACUUGGUUGACGAGAUGAACCAGAGGAGAAGACAUACGGUAAAGAUCCACUGCCUGACCCCGCAUUGGGGUAUGAUUAUCCCUAUCUACUACCCGGAUGGUACAUCCAGAUCAACCAGACCCAAAACAAACAAUCAUCAUCAUCAGAAAUCCGAACCAACUCAUCUCUGAAGAUAGCAAUGUCCCCACCACCAAAAUCAAACGUCCGCUUCAACGCCGAAGCCGCCAAAUGGGACGAUAACCCCUCCGUACAGGAAGCCACCCGCCUAGCUUACGAAACCCUCCACCCCCUCAUCACCACUCUAUCAAAUGGCGGCCAUCAAACCCUCGACGUCCUCGAGGUCGGCUGCGGAACAGGCCUACUCACCCUCCGCGUCGCGCCGCACAUCAAGCACAUCGUCGCCAUCGACCCCGCAGAGGGGAUGAUCGAGGCCCUGAACACAAAGCUCUCCGACCCAAACGCCCCAAAGAACAUCACGCCGCUCUGCCACUUACUCACGAACCCAGAAGACCCCGUCUUGCCCCAGCGGCCCGGCACAGGCGCCAGGCGGAAAUACGAUCUCAUCCUCUCCCACCUCGUCAUGCAUCAUGUCCCCGACCUGCGGCAGUUCCUGAGCACGCUGCGCGGCUGUCUCAAGUCCGGGGGGAGGGUUUUCCUAACCGACUUCGAGGACUUUGGGCCGCAGGCACGGUUGUUCCAUCCCAAGGAUAAGCUUGUGGGGGUGGAGAGGCAUGGGAUUCCGCGCGGGUGGAUGGAGGAUCUCAUGCGGGAGGUGGGAUUCGCGGAGGUCAAGGUGAGUGUUGGGUGGACGCUGGAAAAGGAAGUGGAGGAUUGGGAGGAUGGCAGGCGGGAGAUGAUGAAGUUUCCGUUUUUGGUGUGUGAGGGUGUUUGUCCUUGACUUGCCUUGUUGCAGUCUUACAGAUAACUGGAGGCAUUGGAUGCUUACUGAAACCCGUGAGCCAUGACCACUUGUUGUAAGCAGCUG
Molecule: messenger RNA, 1003 nt
Organism: Aspergillus novofumigatus IBT 16806
Lineage: Eukaryota; Fungi; Ascomycota; Eurotiomycetes; Eurotiales; Aspergillaceae
Product: class I SAM-dependent methyltransferase
Exons: 2
Coding region: 197-916 (239 amino acids)
Source: RefSeq, a predicted model, not a curated record